AAAGCGGAAACUACUUGUCAGCGGGCAAAGUAGGAUUUCUUCAAAACAUUUGUUGUUGUUUUUUCUGCUGGCUUCUAACAUUUUUGUUUCCAGCCCCAUAAUGCCUCUGUCCACGCAAUCUCAAAGUCAAGAUCAGCAGUAUGUUCUGGUAGCCAAUUUGGAUAACGCUCGCAAUCUCUCCAAUAUCCUGAAAGCCAUCACCUGCAGGGACCACGCCAUCUUCACAGCAACAGCAAACGGCCUGAAGGUCACAGUGGAGGACUGCAAAUGCAUGCAAGCCAAUGCCUUCAUUCAGGCAGAUAUCUUUCAAGAGUUCACAUUAAAAGAAGAUAUGGUUAUUUUUCAAAUUAAUCUUACUGUUCUGCUCGACUGCCUGAAUAUCUUUGGAGGAAGCACAGCAGCAGGAGCAUCAACGGCUCUGCGAAUGUGCUACAUGGGGUAUGGUCAUCCUCUGACAUUGUUCCUGGAGGAGGGUGGUGUAGUGACCGUCUGCAAAAUUAACACACAAGAACCAGAAGAACCAAUUGAUUUUGAGUUCUCCAGCUCCAAUGUCACAAACAAGGUCAUUCUUCAGUCAGAGAGUCUAAAGGAAGCCUUUUCUGAACUGGACAUGACCAGCGAGGUGCUGCAGAUCACCAUGUCCCCCAGCCAGCCGUACUUCAGGUUGUCCACAUUUGGAAACUCUGGAAAUGCUCAUUAUGAUUACUCCAAGGAUUCAGAUAUGAUGGAGCUUUUUCAGUGCAGCACGACACAAACCAACAGAUACAAGAUGUCCUUACUAAAGCCGUCCACCAAAGCCUUGUCUAUAUCCUGUAAAGUCUCAGUGAGGACCGACAGCAGGGGCCUUCUUUCUCUGCAGUACCUGGUCAGGAAUGAUGAUGGUCAGAUCUGCUUUGUAGAAUAUUUCUGUUGUCCUGAUGAAGAGGUAGAGGAGGAGUAACAGCUGAUUUGUUGUGGCCCUAAGCUCCUCAAGGUCUGCUGGGAUAAAUGGCUUUAUUUGACCACACAGCCAUAAAAGCUUGAGCAGGCAGUAGAAAAGCUAUGGGUAUCCUUAGUUCUAGUCUUCUUGAAAGCCUGAAAAUGUCAACUGUUGGAAUUCAUAUUUCUCAUUUUCAUAAAUAAAAUCUCCAGACUUGAAUUGAGUAACACAAUGUUUAGAUUUUAGCGAUUAACUUGUUCACACUUGUGUUUUUUGACUCAUCAUUGUCCACCCAGUCCUGUCAUGUAUCCGUCUGUAGUUUUGCGAAAGUCAAACUCAAAAGUUCUGGGUUGAGUAAAUUCCAUUUAAGUUUAAUGUCGUAAUAUGUUAAUAUUUAUGCAGGUAUCAAGUAUCUGUUCAUGAUUAUUCUUUGUACAGCAAAUAUUUGACUCAUCUGACACACAAUGGACCCCAGGUGAAACGAGUACACUGAGGAAUAACGUACUUUUUUGUGGUACACAUUCAAAGUACACCGGAAAAUUCAAAUUUUUUUUUAUACAAAACAAUUUAUAUCAAGCCUGGUUCAUUUAACAGCAUGUAUUUUUAUUAAAAAGGACUGUAAAUACUUAAGAUGUGUUGUAAAAUAAAGAUUUGUACAUGGCCAA
Molecule: messenger RNA, 1584 nt
Organism: Gambusia affinis (western mosquitofish)
Lineage: Eukaryota; Metazoa; Chordata; Actinopteri; Cyprinodontiformes; Poeciliidae
Gene: rad1
Product: RAD1 homolog (S. pombe)
Exons: 7
Coding region: 101-940 (279 amino acids)
Biological process (GO): DNA repair; DNA damage checkpoint signaling
Cellular component (GO): nucleus; checkpoint clamp complex
Molecular function (GO): 3'-5' exonuclease activity
Source: RefSeq, a predicted model, not a curated record